This is a messenger RNA of Solea senegalensis (Senegalese sole), 2525 nucleotides long. It is a transcript of the gene gask1b, whose product is annotated as golgi associated kinase 1B. The record is from RefSeq and is a predicted model, not a curated record. The transcript has 4 exons. Gene Ontology annotation, cellular component: Golgi apparatus. The coding region runs from base 109 to 1629 and encodes 506 amino acids. Lineage: Eukaryota; Metazoa; Chordata; Actinopteri; Pleuronectiformes; Soleidae.
UGGAUGCACAUCCUCCCUUCCAGUAUGAGUUUCGGAAGUUGUGCGCUCCUCCCUGGUUUGAGUUUGGCUCAAAAAAGACACUCAACCAUGAAAAUAUCAUAAGUUCUAAUGGGGAAGUCUCGCUUACACAGGCUGUGCUUCUCCUUUUUAAGCCUGACAAGUAGCUUUUGGAGGUGCCCUCUUUCGAAAAGGACCUUGAUCUUUGCGACCGUAUGCGUACUCUAUUUGGUUUUUAUGGUUUCGUAUGUUGGAUAUUCACAGCAGCACCGGGACAGAAGGACAGACACACACAAGUACCGACACACCCGUGGACUGGAGACCAGUAAUGGUGCCUUCUCGUACUCUGCGGACUUACAGACCGGCGCGAGCCCCGUGGUUCCAACUCGGUCCAACGUGGUUUACAUUACGCUCAGGUUUAAACGCAUGAAACCCGCAAAUAUUCGGGGAACAAUCAGACCAAAACUCAGGAGGAAAGUGAGGAAGAAUAAAACAGCAACUUCAGCUUUUACGCAGGACAAAUUUAGCACUUUGGAGCGGGACGUGAGGCAAAAUAAGCGCAACGAGAAAGAAACCGGGGAUGUUGAUUAUAAAUCUUUACACACAAUUCCUAAAUCUCCCCACAAUGAAGUGGCAGAGUCUGAGAUCAGCUCGAUUCGGAUCUACAGCCAACAGGCACCACAGUGGCUCAGCCUACAGGACGUGAAAGCCAUGCGCUUUCUUGCGGAUGCCAAAGUUUGGCGCAUCCGAGAAGUUUUCCGCGAAGACGCUCCAUCACUCCUGAUGUUUGAGGGCGAGACACGGGAGCAGCCACCGGGCAACCGAAGCCACACAGCGCGGGGCAGCGUGUGCACGGGACAGUGUGGAGUCAUCAACAGCCCCGUGGACAACAGCGAGGUCUUCGCUUUCCACUUGGACAGAGUUCUGGGUCUGAACAGGACUUUACCAGCUGUGAGCAGAACAUUCACAUUUUUACACGAUGGCCAGCCCUGUCCAGUGGUGUCAUGGGAUGCGUCUCUGUACCCAGAGGGCCUUGCUGCAGGCUGGACCACUGUGAGGUUAACAUGGGGGGGUUACCAGAGAUCCUUGAAACAAAGGUGCUGGCAUAAAAACAUCAGCCCAAAGCCAGACUCUGGCUGCUCCACCAUCCAUCACCAUGAGUGGAGCAAACUCGCCCUCUUUGACUUCCUGUUACAGAUUCACAGCCGUUUGGAUCAGAGCUGCUGUGGCUUCAAGCCUCGGCAGGAGGAUCAGUGUGUGGUACUGGGCCACCACGCUGACUGUGUGAACCAGGACCACAUUCAACUGGCAAACAUCAUCCACAGGGGUCACGAUCCCAGACGCCUGGUCUUGACAAACAACAAGGGCUUCUUCGACCGCAAUGAAGACAACUUGGACUUCAGGCUGUUGGAGGGGAUCACAGAGCUUCCGGAGCAGGCGGUAUCAGUGUUAAGGAGCAGGAGGCUGAGGGAAAAACUCAUCCAGUCUCUGUUCCUGGACCAGACGUAUUGGGAGAGCCAGGGCGGCCGGCAGGGCAUCGAUAAGCUGAUCGAUGUUAUUGAGAGGCGGGCAAACGUCCUUCUCACCUACAUCAAUGCCCAUGGCAUCAGAGUUGUUCCAAUGAAUGUUUAAUGAGGUCCAUACCUAGUUUUCUUCCCGUGCCGUUUCUUUAUGCUGUCUGCGUAACAAUCAGCUAAUGACUAAAUGACUUAAUGAUAGGAGCUGAGUAUAACAGCCCAUGCUGUUGAGUUUAAAUGGCCAUAAUCUUCAUUUUAGUGUUAUUUAAAGUGAAACACUCUGGAAUUUAAAAUGAUUACUAGGAAGCUGCAUACCUUUUCUUGAAAACGAAGGGCAUAAAUUGACAUAGAAUACAGUUGCUAUUUUGAUUAUACUGUAGCUAACCUUUUGAAUAGUCAGUGGUCAAAGAAACAUAAUUCAUCAUUUGACAUCCACUUUAAGUCUAACUCUAACACAAGGAAACUAUAGAUUUACCUCCUUCACUGUGGGUCUUUAUGUCUUUCUUCCAUUCAUACAAAUACACUGUAAACAUUAUUCAAAGACGUUUCUGCAGAAAAGGCAUCGUCCUCCUACUCAUGCCUUCCAGCUAUUUUAAAUUGCUUUGUGUAUACGGCGAAAUCUCUGCAUAUGCUGUAAAUUAUUGUUUUAGUGGAAACAGCCGUAGAUCCACUGGGAUUACCUGGCCUCACAGAUUAGAGUUUAAUUUGAACGAGUAAUUGUAAAAAUGUUUUUUUUUUUUUUUUUAACAUACACCACAAGACACCAAGAAAAUGAUGGGUCCAUGCAUGAAUUUCACAUAUAUGCAUAUUUAAAACGUGUCAGCCUAUUUAAACGUGCUGUAUGAGUAAAAGUCGUGCAAUGAACUUUGACCAAGCAGAGAAACUCAGAGACAGAGACAGGUCACCUUCAUCGUUGUCCUUUAUCACAUAUUUCUUUUUGGACUUGAAUGAUAAUGUCAUGCACUGCACUGUUAUGAAAGCGUGGUCAAAACUAAAGGAAUCUGAACAUAA